AUGGAAGUUGCUUUUCACCAACUAAAGUCUUAACUAAAGCACUUAAAGCAAACUCAAAUUCUAUAACUUUUACUCUUGCUAUCAUUGCUAAGCAUUGUUUCAAAAACUUAAGCUAAGGAUUCGCCAUAUAGUAAAGUUUUUGACAUAGAAAAUUCUCAAUUAAGCAACGAAAACUUUGACUUUGAGAUGCUGAUAAGUGAAAUACAUGACCGUAUUAAAUUAAUGGCAAUAACUCCUGAGUAGCAGCUUGUUGUUGACUUUGGCUAUGCAUUUCUAAAUGGUUUCCAGGCUGAUGCAAAAUUCUAGAAUUCAACUGGUUGCUUUGAUAGAUAUACAAACAUAACAAUGAUUGAUUUGCCUGCAUAUAAAGUUCAGAUGAGCACAUCUGUCACAAUUGUUGAUAAAGCUGUUGCUAUAACCACAUUCAUCUAAAAACUUACAAAUGCAGCUUGGGUUUGUAACGACUGCUUCAGAAAUGUAGCAAAAUGGACAAAUAACAAAAUAGUUUAGUUUGGAAAUGUCAUGGACUUUUUUACUGGAUUUCUAUUCAAUCUCCUAGGUAAAGCAAUUCAACUUUAAACAGCAUAUGCAAAUAUUGAUGCAGCUCAGAAAAAUGGAACAGUAAUCAUUGUAUAUCAAUAAUUAGCUAGAAUGAUUUCUCUUAUUCUAGAUUUCAGUCCUUCAGAAAGUGCAUCAUUGAGGCUUAUGCAAUCAAAUGAUAUUAUCGAUCUAGAUGAGAUCAGAACUAGUGUAUAUUAUGAAUCACUGGGCGAAUCAAAAUAUCUAUUUUAAGAAGAUGAUUCUACUCAAAGAAUAAUAAUGCUGGACAAUAUUCAAAGACUUGUAAAAUAGAAAAUGCAGGUUCUAGGCUUCAAAGAGUAGGUUAUCUCUGUGAACGGUAUAGCCGAUAUAAUAGUUGGUUUCUUAAAUGGAACCACAUUAACAUCAACUUAGAGUUCCUAAAAUUGCGAAUCUGCUAUUAGGUUUUAAGACUAAGGUUUAAGAAGCGGUCUAAACAUAUUAAUAACCAAUUUUACAGUUUUUGGUGUGUUUAAUUCGAUAGAUAAAUUCUUGAUUCUGCCCUAUCACUGGGAUCAAAUUGCAGAUAAAUGCUAUGAUAGUAUCUUUGAUGCAAUGUUGGUAGUCAUGUCGUAUACCACUUUCCUGUCAGAUAAAAAUGUGCUCUAGACAAAUCUAGUCUACAACUUUGGUUUGAUAUAUAACAUAUUCAAGGACUUAUACUACUACUUCACUGACAACUCUAAAACUAAGAUUAAAAAUGCCUUUUCAGCUGGCUUUUCCAUCGGGUCUUUCUUUUAUUACUUAUUUAGUGAUGAAAGUGGGUUAUGA
Stylonychia lemnae is the source of this 1350-nucleotide messenger RNA. Lineage: Eukaryota; Ciliophora; Spirotrichea; Sporadotrichida; Oxytrichidae. The record is from the annotation of a GenBank genome assembly.